Molecule: messenger RNA, 2479 nt
Organism: Ochotona princeps (American pika)
Lineage: Eukaryota; Metazoa; Chordata; Mammalia; Lagomorpha; Ochotonidae
Product: kelch repeat and BTB domain-containing protein 6-like
Exons: 2
Coding region: 93-2081 (662 amino acids)
Molecular function (GO): protein binding
Source: RefSeq, a predicted model, not a curated record
GCAGAAGUUGCAGCAGCAGAAACCUGCCUCGGACCAGACAUUCAAGACAUUAGGAGUCACACCAACUUGGGCCCCAGCACUCCGUCUCCACCAUGCAGUCUGAGGAGAACGCUGCGCGUGCCGGCCUCCCCACCCGCUCGCACAGCGGGAAACGGCACAGGAAGCUUCGCAGGUGCACAGUUUCCGCCUUUUUCAGGGGCCCCGAAGAGUUGAAGGACUCGGGCCAUUCUGCCGCCAUGCUGGCACAGCUCAAGUCGUUCCAGGACUCACAGCUGCUGUGUGAUGUGACCAUCGAGGUGCUGACACCUGGCAGCGGGCCCGGCCUGGGGCGCCAGUUCCUGUGCAACCGCAAUGUGCUGGCAGCCACCUGCCCCUAUUUCCGGAGCAUGUUCACGGGUGCCAUGCAUGAGAGCAAGCAGACCAGUGUGACCAUCCAUGACUUGGACCCCGAUUCCUUCGAGGUGCUGCUCAAUUACUGUUACACGGGGCGUGUGUCCCUGAAUGAGGCCAACGUGCAGCCCCUGUACGCUGCCUCUGACAUGCUGCAGCUGGAGUAUGUGCGGGAAGCCUGUGCCUCUUUCUUAGCCCGCCGUCUCAACUUGGCCAACUGCACAGCCAUCUUUAAAUUUGCUGAUGCUUUUGGCCAUGUCCAGCUGCGCUGUCAGGCCCAGGCCUUCAUAGCACAUCACUUUAAGCAGCUCAGCCAGAUGGGUUCUGUUCGGGAGGAGUCUCUAGCCGAUCUGACCCUGGCCCAGCUCCUAGCCAUCCUGUGCCUCGAUAGUCUGAAUAUAGAGAGUGAGCAGAUGGUGAGCCAGGUGGCCCUGCAGUGGAUGGAGGCUGUCCCUGAAGAACGGGGUCCCCAUGCUCCCGAAAUCUUCAGGUGUGUCCGCUGGACACUGUUCACCGAAGAUGAGCAGGAUUACCUGGAAGGGCUGCUGACCGAGCCUAUAGUGAAGAAGUAUUGCCAGGACAUUAUAGAAGGGGUCCUGCAGACACGCCAGAGUAACAUGUUGUGCAGGUCUUUGCUGCCAGUGCCAGACUUUGCCAGCAGUUCUGUGAUGUUUGCAGGAGAAAAUAACCCCCAGAGGCUGGGUAUGUGUGUGAGGGAGAUGGUGCUCUUCUUUGGCCGUCCCAAAGACCCCUUUAUCUGCUGUGACCCAUACACUGGGGAUAUUUACAAAGUGUCCUCCCCUUUAACUUGCCUGGUACGCAAUGGGGCUGUCAGCACCUUUGCUGUUUGUGUCUCUCCAGACCAUGAUAUCUAUCUAGCUACCCAGUCCUGGAAAGACCUCUGGGUGUACAAACCAGCCCAGAAUAGUUGGCAGCAACUUCCAGACCGCUUGCUGUGUCGUGAGGGCAUGAAUAUAGCAUAUCUCGAUGGCUAUCUUUACGUUUUGGGUGGGCGAGACCCUAUUACUGGUGUUAAGUUGAAGAAAGUGGAGUGCUACAGUGUUCGGAAGAACCAGUGGGUAUUGGUGGCUGCCACGCCUCAUUCUUUUAUGUCAUUCGAUCUAGUAGUAAUUCAGAACUGUCUCUAUGCCCUCAACAAUAGACGCAUGUACUCUUAUGAUCCUAGCCACAACGUGUGGCUUAAGUGUCUUUCUCUUAAGUGCAACAACUUUCAUGAGGCGUGUGUCUUCAAUGAUGAGAUCUAUUGUAUCUGUGACAUACCAGUCAUGAAGGUCUACAACCCAUUCAGAGCCCAGUGGAGGCAGAUAAGUAAUAUUCCCUUAGUGGCAGAGACCAACAACUAUAGGAUUGUCAACCAUGGCCAAAAAUUGUUGCUUAUCACCUCACACAACCUAAAAUGGAAAAAGAACCGAGUGACAGUAUAUGAAUAUGAUCCUAGGGAGGACUGUUGGAUCAAUAUAAACACUCCGUUAGGGCUCUUACAGUUUGACUCGUACUUUUUUUGCCUGUCAGCUCGUGUCUAUCCUUGCUGCCUUGAACCUGGUCAUGGUUUCCUCACUGAAGAGGAUGAUAUACCAAGUGAGUCUAGUACUGAGUGGGACUCAGGUGAAUUCAGUGAGCUGGGCUCUGAGCUAAGCAGCUCAAGUUCCAUGUCUGAUGAAAAUCUGUAGGGUCAUUGAAAAGCACAAGCUUAGCAGGGUUUGUUAUAACAAAUUGAAUCACCAAGUUUUUUGUUUUUGUUUUUGUUUUAUUGGUAUAGAAACCAUCUGGAAAUGAAAACCUUUCUUACAGGCAAGGGAGGAGUUAAUUAACUGCAGGUUUGGUUCAGAACAGGCUCCUGCUUGUGAAGUACUAAUGUAAUUUUAGGAAGUUUUAGCACCCAGAGAAAUCAAAACAUAUAGUGGGUUUUUUCAAAGUGUGUUCUGACUGAAAUAUAGUCUGUCAGAUUUUAGUUUUCUCAACAGUGAAGAAGAAUAAGUACAUAUUAUAAAUAGGGCUGUUGAUUUUAUUUGUUAAUCUACACAAUAACUGUAAGCUCACUAAAAGUAAAAACAAUGGCAAAACCAAG